Cladocopium goreaui is the source of this 906-nucleotide messenger RNA. NCBI's taxonomy places the organism in Eukaryota, Dinophyceae, Suessiales, Symbiodiniaceae. The record is from the annotation of a GenBank genome assembly.
AUGUGCACUGCACAGGCGCGGAAUCUGGAAGCAUGGCAGUCUUCUCCGGAGUUUCUGACGAAGGCCUCCGAGACCAAAGCGUUUCGGAGUCGCAUGGCGCAGCUCUUAGGCAGAGUAAACAUCUCCGAGGAUGGGACAGCAGCUCCCUUGGCAGACUGGUGGAAUACCUACGAUGAGAUCGCAGUGGCCGCACAGGCGCCCACGGGCAGCGCGGUGAACGCCAGCGACCUACAGGAGGCGGAGACGUUGGCGGCCUGGCAUGAGGCGGUCAAGUUUGGGCCCAAGUUGGCAGGCACCAAAUGCGGUGGCGCCUUGCUGCACGAAGUGGGCCUGCGGCUGCUGGACGAGGUCAAGUAUCCAGAUCUGCGGCUGACACAUUUUAGCGCCCACUAUGCCACCAUGCUGUGUUUGUUGUCCGCCCUUGGGGUGCCGGACUACACCGCUACUGACUCCUGGAUUCGGCAGGAGCUGUUGGGCCUGAGCAGCGUCCUGGCCUUCGAAGUGGCCAAAAUCGGCACGGGCGAAAGAGUGGUGGGGCUCUACUACUGGCCAGGCCCCGACAGCUCCACGGAGACCAGCGAGUCCUGGUUUGAGUCCAUCGUCGCGCGGCGCGGCCUCGGCAGCCUCAAGGCCUGGUGCACCGCCUGCGACAACUUCGAGCUGAAGCGCCUGGGACGCCUGGGGUGGGACCUGCCUGCGGUGGUCUUCGUCUUCCUGGGCGUAGGGGCCUCGGCCUUUCUGGCGGCCGGCUGCUAUGCCUUUCGCAAGAGCUUCCGAGGCUGCCUCUAUACCGAGGAGGCGCUGCGAAACGAAGCCGUGGACAUCGGACAGGAGAGCCGCAGCAUGAUUGCGGAGCGCGCCCCCCGCGCGCCCAUUGGGGCCUGCAGCCCGGCGCCGUCGCUGUGA